UUGAAAUCGUGUAAUUAGACGUGUAAUCGUUUGUAUGGCGAUUAUACAGUGUCACUUCAAGUCUCCUAUUUUCCUUACUCAUUAAAUGUUUUUUUUUUCUAACCCUUUAGUACUCUAGGGACGUUGUGGAGACGGGAUUUAUUUGAACGGACUCUAAUAGUGUAACUUUGGCAGUGAUGCCUUUGCCUCUCUUCCUCCGCGAGUGCUGUUUGAAGCGCUGCGUUCAGCUUUCCUCCGUUGGGUACGUCAGGAACCAGAGUCUCCGGAAUCUAAGCAGUUACGCAAGCCAGCUCCUCGUGAGGAGAACCCCUCAGCGCGUCUUAACGCAGACGCGGGGGGCUAAAACCCGCAAGAACACCCACAAACAGCAGCAAGACGAGUGGAGGAAGAGAAACAAGACAGCUCUCACGUACAUAGCGGCAGCCGGAGUGGGAAUGAUCGGAAUGUCGUACGCUGCUGUGCCCCUCUACAGACUGUACUGCCAGGCCACAGGACUGGGUGGAACUGCUGUAGCAGGUCACGACACGGAGCAGGUGGAGAUGAUGCAGCCAGUUCGAGACCGCGUCAUUAAAGUCACUUUCAACGCUGACACGCACGCCAGCAUGCAGUGGAACUUCAAACCUCAACAGUCGGAGAUUUUUGUCGUCCCAGGAGAAACAGCGCUGGCGUUUUACAGAGCCAAAAAUCCCACGGCUAAACCGGUGAUUGGAAUCUCCACUUACAACGUGGUGCCAUUUGAGGCAGGGCAAUACUUUAACAAGAUUCAGUGUUUCUGCUUCGAGGAGCAGAGGUUGAAUCCCAACGAGGAAGUGGACAUGCCCGUCUUCUUCUACAUCGACCCCGAGUUCGACGAAGAUCCAAGGAUGGCACGAGUAGACACCAUCACACUCUCUUACACCUUUUUCGAAGCUAAAGAGGGACAGAGAUUACCCAUCCCUGGAUACAGCUAAACGUGGAGCUAUAACUGUACUUCACUGAGACACUUUUUCUGUCUGUCAAGCAGACACUCUGGAUAGAGGGGUUUAUUUUUUUUUUUUUUAUGAGUCACAAUACGUUGUACCUCACGACUGGUUGUCUUAUAGGAAUCUGACUCAGUCUUGACCCCUGUGACAUUUCACCAGACUGAUAACAAAGGCUGAAUAAUGUACCUGAGGAGAUUGUAUAAGAUUAUAUCAUUAGGCUGUCUGGCUGUUUCAUAUAAUGCUUUGAAAAAGGUAGUGAGAGCAGACAUCAAAAGUGUAAAUGCAUUUUUUCAUAGACACACAUGCACACACAACAAACCCCAAAUCAUCUCAGAUGUCUGUAUGUGUGUUGCACAGCUAUAUUACUCAAAGUAUGUUUAUUGUAAAAUCUCUAAUGAAGAUGACUUAAUCUGAAGUUGUA
Chanos chanos (milkfish) is the source of this 1383-nucleotide messenger RNA. It is a transcript of the gene cox11, whose product is annotated as cytochrome c oxidase assembly homolog 11 (yeast). Gene Ontology annotation, cellular component: mitochondrial inner membrane. The record is from RefSeq and is a predicted model, not a curated record. The coding region runs from base 177 to 950 and encodes 257 amino acids. The transcript has 4 exons. Gene Ontology annotation, molecular function: copper ion binding. NCBI's taxonomy places the organism in Eukaryota, Metazoa, Chordata, Actinopteri, Gonorynchiformes, Chanidae.